Lottia gigantea (owl limpet) is the source of this 798-nucleotide messenger RNA. RefSeq lists its product as hypothetical. The record is from RefSeq and is a predicted model, not a curated record. The transcript has 8 exons. Gene Ontology annotation, molecular function: 2 iron, 2 sulfur cluster binding; electron transfer activity. Gene Ontology annotation, biological process: aerobic respiration; tricarboxylic acid cycle; respiratory electron transport chain. Lineage: Eukaryota; Metazoa; Mollusca; Gastropoda; Lottiidae. Gene Ontology annotation, cellular component: mitochondrial membrane. Bases 1 to 798 code for a protein of 265 amino acids.
AUGAGAGCAGCUCAGACUGCUGCUGCCUCAGCAUCACAGACACAGACACAGCCUCGUAUGAAAAAAUUCCAGAUUUACAGAUUUGACCCUGAUAGUCCAGGUGCUAAGCCCAGUAUGCAGACGUAUGAAAUAGAUUUAAAUCACUGUGGUCCAAUGGUUUUAGAUGCUCUAAUUAAGAUUAAAACUGAUGAUGAUCCUACUCUCACAUUUCGUCGUUCCUGUAGAGAAGGCAUCUGUGGCUCUUGCUCUAUGAAUAUCAAUGGUACCAAUACAUUAGCUUGCAUUAAUAAAAUUGACAGUAAUACAAGUAAAGUGACCAAAAUUUAUCCUUUACCUCAUAUGUAUGUUGUUAAAGAUCUAGUUCCAGAUAUGAGUAAUUUCUAUGCCCAAUAUAGAUCUAUUGAACCAUUUCUAAAGAAGAAAGACACUGGUGAAAGUGAUAUUGGUAAAACACAGUAUUUACAGUCUACAUCUGAUAGAGCAAAGUUGGAUGGUCUAUAUGAGUGUAUUCUAUGUGCAUGUUGUAGUACAGCCUGUCCUAGCUAUUGGUGGAACUCAGAUAAAUAUUUAGGACCUGCUGUUCUUAUGCAGGCGUACAGGUGGAUGAUAGACUCUAGAGAUGAUUUUACUGAUGAAAGAUUAUCCAAGAUGGAAGACAAGUUCUCUGUUUAUAGAUGUCAUACUAUCAUGAAUUGUACCAAGACUUGCCCCAAGGGAUUGAACCCAGGAAGAGCUAUUGGUGAAAUUAAGAAGAUGAUGUUGGACUAUAAUAAGGAGGCUGGUGCUAAACAAGCUUAG